This is a messenger RNA of Babjeviella inositovora NRRL Y-12698, 381 nucleotides long. RefSeq lists its product as uncharacterized. The record is from RefSeq and is a predicted model, not a curated record. Bases 123 to 320 code for a protein of 65 amino acids. Lineage: Eukaryota; Fungi; Ascomycota; Pichiomycetes; Serinales. The transcript has a single exon.
CAAAAAAUCUAUUUAUGGGUCAGUCAAAAGCACCGAACCACCAAGAGAUCAGCACCACUUUCUUGGCGCAAACUAGAGUUUCCACAUAAAGUUGGUACUAUAUUGGUGAUAGUUGGUAGGUCAUGGUUAAGAGAAAAGAGAGAAAUAAAACGUAUAUAAGGAGAGUGACCCCCCCCGUCCCAAACUUUUUUUUUUAUUGUUCCUCAUUAUCUAAAUUUCCAUUUUUCGACUUUUCGAUAACCUUUCCAUUCGCUUAUAAUGAAGUUCUCCACCGUCUCCGCCGCCGCCUUGUUGGCCCUUGCUUCUUCCGUCUCUGCUGACGAUGUUAACGUUUGUUACAUUACCGCUUUGAUCGGUGACAUCAAGGCUAACUUGAACAAC